This is a messenger RNA of Ictalurus punctatus (channel catfish), 1036 nucleotides long. It is a transcript of the gene ccl27b, whose product is annotated as chemokine (C-C motif) ligand 27b. Gene Ontology annotation, cellular component: extracellular region. Gene Ontology annotation, molecular function: chemokine activity. The coding region runs from base 103 to 369 and encodes 88 amino acids. Lineage: Eukaryota; Metazoa; Chordata; Actinopteri; Siluriformes; Ictaluridae. The record is from RefSeq and is a predicted model, not a curated record. Gene Ontology annotation, biological process: immune response. The transcript is spliced from 3 exons.
GUCACAGCUCAUAUAACCAUGGUGAAGGAACGAAGUGCCAGAAUUGUUUAAAGAGCUGCGGUGAGAAGUGUGAAGACCGAAUCAGAGUCGCUGCAUACGCAAAUGGAUUUCAAAAUUCUUCUGUUGCUCCUGUGCAUCACCUUCAUCUCUGUCCAAGGUGAAACUCCACAAUGCUGCCUUUCUACAGCGCCACUGAGUCGAAGAAUACUGAAAAGAGUGGAGAAAGUCACCAUACAAAGGAGCAACGGUCGCUGCGAGAUUGAUGCCCUCGUGCUGCUUAUUCGUGGAAAGAGAUUGUGCGCACCAAUGUGGCAAUGGAAACUUCUGGAACAAUUGAAAUCAUCAUUAAUAGGGCAGCAACGUUUCUGAGACCUAACUGAGAUCCGUUGUUUUUACUGCCAGUGUGUCAUUCUGAUUAGUUCUCAUUUACUUUCCUCAUUGGCAUGAAAGGUUACUUCUAUUCCAGCUAUUGUCCAGCAAAACAGCCCUGUAAAUUCCAUUCAAUUCUUUUUGUUGAUGUUCUUAAAAUGUUCACUAGAUGCUGCUUUUAUUCGCGCAAAACAAAUAUUUGCAGACGCGGACUCUCCCUGUCCGCGAUUCUCAGGAAAAUAAAUCUUAUCUUGUUAUUGUGACUGAAAGAUCCCUGAGAAAGGUUUAGAAUGAAUUGUUUCAAAUGCAUUUAUAACUAAAAUAAUUUUAAAAGUUAUUGUUAUAAAAUUAAAAUGGAAAAAUAGUAAACGAAUAGAAAAUGAUCUUGAUUUUUCACAGUUUUUUCUGAAGGUAAAUAAGGUGUAAGACAAAACAGGUAAAAAGAUCAAAUGUUCAAAGUUUGAAUCAAAGCUUUCUUCAUUUCAGGAAAUAUAUUUUAAAGUUAUAUAUGUUUGUGAAUUAAAGCACUAUAAAUGUUAGAGGUUUAUCUUUAAACAGCUAAAAAGUGAAACGUGUAUGUUUAUGUGCUGCGUCUCGGCAUAUUUCUACAGUUACGUGCAUCAUUUCUCAAGAAAAAAAUCAUUCAAUAAACAGAACUUUGUUUUAA